CGGUUUCGUUUUGGUUUCGCUUGGAGGAGGGGAUAUGAAUGAAGAGGUAGGAGAGGAAGGAGAAGAAGACGAGAAGAGAAACCUUGGUCGAUCCAAUCUCGAGUGAGAGAGAGAGGAGAGGGGGAUGGCAAAAUAUGGGGCGGCGGAGGCGGAGCAGGCCGUGGCGAGGAAGUCCGGGGAGCUGAAGAGAGAGCUGAGGAGGCUGGUGAUGCUGAUCGUGGAGGAGGACGACGGCCGGAUCGAGACCUACGACGAGGCGUCGAGGGUGAUCUCGGAGCUCAAGGAUCUAACGUUCGGAUCGCCGGCGGUCCCCCAGCACUUCUUGUGUCCGAUCUCCUCCGAGCUGAUGAAGGAUCCGGUGAUUCUGGCCUCCGGGCAGACCUACGACCGGCCAUUCAUUCAGGAGUGGCUGAAUUCUGGAAGCCGGAUAUGCCCGCAGACCCGGCAGGUUCUCCCCAACACCAUCCUCAUCCCCAACCACAUGGUCCGAAUCAUGAUAUCUGAAUGGUGUAUGGAGCAUGAUAUCCCUCUGCCUGCACUUGAGAGCCAAGAUGAAACCCUGAUCACAAGAAAAGAACGCAGUGCACUGUAUGAGCUUCUCGAAAAGAUUUCUUCGUCCUCCAUCCCUGGGCAGAAGCAAGCCAUGAAGGAGAUCCGGCUUCUCACCAAGCACAACAGGUCCUUCCGAGCCCUCAUAGGGGAGAAACCAGACACAAUCCCCCACUUGCUCUCAGUUCUCUCUGUGCCAGGCUUGAAUUGUGAUCCAGAAGUCCAAGAGGACACUGUGACUACAAUUCUAAAUCUUUCAAUCCAUGAAAGCAAUAAGAAGAUUGUUGGAGAUGAUCCCCAAGCCAUCCCCUUCCUCAUUGAUGCAUUGAAGAAUGGAACCAUGGAGACUCAGAGCAAUGCUGCUGCGGCGCUAUUCACCUUAUCAGCACUUGAUUCCAACAAGCUUAAGAUUGGUGAAUUGGGAGCGAUCAAACCCCUUCUGGAGCUCCUCGAGCAAGGCAGCAAAACUGCCAAGAAGGAUUCAGCAUCAGCUAUUUUUAACAUCUGCAUGGCCCAUGAGAACAGGACGAAGGCGGUGAAGGAAGGGGCAGUGGGUGUAGUCUUGAAGGCCAUCAAGGAUCAAUCUCUUGUAGAUGGCUCGUUGGCUAUCCUUGCUUUGCUAUCAGGUGACCAAGAAGCACUGGAAGAGAUUGGUAAGAGUGGGGGGGUGCCUUGUUUGCUUGGCAUCAUCAGGGAGAGCACCUGCGAACGGAACAAAGAAAAUGCUGUGGUGGCCCUCUUUGCAGUCUGUAUGUAUGAUCCAACAAAACGGAGGGAGGUCAGGGAGGAUGAGAAAUUGAAUGGGUCGAUCUCUGCUCUGGCUCAGACUGGUACUAGAAGAGCUCGUAGAAAGGCUGAUGGAAUUCUUGAUAUGUUGAAGAGGUUGGGGCGCAACACACAUUUUUCUUGUUAGAUGAGGAUGUAAUUAGGGAAAUAAGUGGUGUGGACCUAAUGUAAAUAUUGCCUACUGCAACAAUGUGGAGUUGAGUGGCACAUAAAACUACGCUUUUUCUUUACUGCUAUCAGAAGUUGGGCAUUGGAGGGGGUUACUUCUGCAUCAGGAUUAUGUGAACAGGUGUUGCAGUUGUUGUCUUGCUCUUUAUAGGAUUUAGCGUCAUACAGAUUUUUCUUGUUCAAAUGUUUUUAUCUUUGUUCAAUUAAAUUUUGUUCCCCCUAUAUCAAUCUUUGUAUAUUUUGUUUUUUGAACCAAUCAAGCUGUUUUCCUGGUUUGUUUCUGAUUAAUAGCACUGCCUCAUUUU
Molecule: messenger RNA, 1808 nt
Organism: Phoenix dactylifera (date palm)
Lineage: Eukaryota; Viridiplantae; Streptophyta; Magnoliopsida; Arecales; Arecaceae
Product: U-box domain-containing protein 9-like
Biological process (GO): protein ubiquitination
Molecular function (GO): ubiquitin-protein transferase activity; protein binding
Source: RefSeq, a predicted model, not a curated record